AUCACCGUGUAUUUAGCCAACACAACUAGUUAGUUCGACUCCGACCUUUGCAGAGUUGACGUUGUUCGGGUCGAGUGAUAGUUUUCGACCUUUGGAAGUGCAAGACGCACCGUGCGAAUCGUAAAUUUAAUUACAACGAUAAAUCAAUUACGUUGAUUCGAUAUCACAGCCAAAAAUGGUUCUGAAAAUCUCUAACAAUGCCGAUCUCAAGGCAAAGCUGGCUGAAGCCGGAAGCACGUUAGUCGUGAUCGACUUCUUCGCCACUUGGUGCGGACCUUGCAAAAUGAUCGGGCCAAAGCUCGAAGAAUUAUCGCAGGAACUCAAGGAUAUAAUCAUCCUCAAGGUUGACGUCGACGAAUGUGAAGAUAUUGCAUUUGAAUAUGAAAUAUCUAGCAUGCCCACCUUCGUUUUCAUCAAGAAUGGAGCUGUGGUAAAAUCGUUCGCCGGUGCCAACUUCGACAAAUUGAAAGCCACCAUCCAGGAACUCAAAGAAGGAACAGAAACAGAAAAAGAACAAGAGAAAGAGACAGUAACAGAAACAGAAACAGAAUCGAAUCUUGAGUAACUUGGCGUAGACAGAAAAAAAGUAAAAUGCCACACGGAUGGAAAGAAAAGAUGCUAAUCACUGAAAAAUAACUUUUACCGAUGUCAUCGACUAAACGCAGGGGCACCUUUUCCGCUUUUGUCGGCAAUGAGGUGCACGAAGAGAAUUUAUUCAAGCCAAAUUCAGCCUUUAGAAAAUAUCCAACCGCUUUGGGAUUUGCAAAAGACAAAAAACAAAAAUAAGCCGAUUGAUUCUUCUAUUCUACGGAUGUAUUCAACGAUACUUCCAGAUUAUAGUAUACAAAUAAACGAUGUAUUGUACAACAACGAUUUACGCCAUUUGUAGAUCGUGACAAAAAAAAAACCACACACAAUCGUCAUCAACUUUCGAAUUAUUGAAUAAAGUGUGGGCGUUACAAAA
Athalia rosae (coleseed sawfly) is the source of this 964-nucleotide messenger RNA. Its product is annotated as thioredoxin-2. The transcript is spliced from 5 exons. The coding region runs from base 176 to 565 and encodes 129 amino acids. Lineage: Eukaryota; Metazoa; Arthropoda; Insecta; Hymenoptera; Athaliidae. The record is from RefSeq and is a predicted model, not a curated record. Gene Ontology annotation, molecular function: protein-disulfide reductase activity.